This is a messenger RNA of Geosmithia morbida, 2151 nucleotides long. Its product is annotated as Molecular chaperone DnaK (HSP70). The record is from RefSeq and is a predicted model, not a curated record. Gene Ontology annotation, molecular function: ATP-dependent protein folding chaperone; ATP binding. The transcript has 5 exons. Bases 1 to 2151 code for a protein of 716 amino acids. Lineage: Eukaryota; Fungi; Ascomycota; Sordariomycetes; Hypocreales; Bionectriaceae.
AUGACGUUCAAUCUACCCCUCCGCACAACACCAGACACAUCGUCAACAACCAGCCGUCGAAAUCAGGCAAGUCGGAAUUACUACAGCACCACCACCACCACCACCACCACCACUACCGCCAGUGCUGCUGCCGGAAGUAACCCGUCAGGUACGGCCAUCACUUCUGAGAUCAGCCCGUCAGGUAAUACGGCCGCCGCCGCGGGUCGAGGGAGCACGUACUCUCCCCCUCUCAGCUCGACGGAGGCCAUCGAUGGGCCGGUCAGGGAGCCGGCCAGGGAGAAUGCCGCCAUGAGUGAUAGGUUGAUUGUCGGGGUAGAUUUUGGGACGACAUAUUCCGGAGUCGCCGCCGUAUACACAUCCACACCAGACGAUGUCGAGAUCAUCAAGACAUGGCCCGGCGGAAACGGCAUCACAUCAGACAAGGUACCGACCGAGAUAGCGUAUCACUUUCCUGGGAGCACCGCCACCACCACGACCACCUCUGCCGCCACCAGCAGCACCAGCAGCAACGGCAACGGCAAUACCCAGGAAGACGCAGAGGACAACAGCAGCAGCAGCGCAGACGCCACCCCUCCGGCGGUGAAAUGGGGCUUCCAGUUCAGGCCGGAAGAGUCCCGUCUCCGGUGCAUCAAGCUCUUCCUGGAUCGGUCGCAGAAGCUGCCCUUCUACGUGAGCCCGCUGGAGACGGCGGCGCAGCUGAAGCGCUUCAACAAGAACGUCGUCGACGCCGUGAGCGACUACCUGACGCAGGUGUACCGGCACACGACGGACACGCUGACGCGCCGAUACGGCGAGUCGUUCAUGGCCUCGACGCGCGUCGAGUACGUCCUCACCUGCCCGGCCGUGUGGAGCGACGCGGCCAAGAACACGACGCUCAGGGCGGCCGAGAGGGCGGGCAUGGGGAGCCGCUCCGAGAUUCAGAUGAUCAGCGAGCCGGAGGCCGCCGCCGUCUACACGCUCAAGGCUAUACAGCCGAACCAUCUCAGCGUAGGGGAUAACUUUGUCGUCUGCGAUGCCGGGGGUGGUACGGUCGACCUGAUCGCCUACAAGAUCAUGUCCCUCAAACCUCUGAGGGUGGAGGAGUCGGCCGUGGGUACGGGGGGACUCUGCGGAAGUGCUUUUCUCAACUACAGAUUCGAAGAGCAUGUGCGGAAUCGUAUCGGGAAGACGAGAUUCGACGAGAUGAAGCUGAAGAAGGGGAAGACGUGGCAGAUGGGACUGCGGUACUUUGAGGAGUUUGUCAAGCGGAACUUUAACGAGGACGAGCAUCAAGAGGUCAACAUACCCUUCCCCGGUCUGCCCGACGACGAAGAAGCAGGGUUAGACUCUGGAUUCCUGGUCAUGACGGCCGGCGAGAUCAAGGACAUGUUCGAACCCGUGGUGAAGGAGGUGACGGACCUGGUGCAGGGCCAGGUCGACGGCCUCCGGGCCAAGGGCGGCGUGGUGUCGGGCAUCGUGCUCGUCGGCGGCUUCGGCCAGAGCGACUACCUGUACCGCCGGCUGAAGGCGCACUUCACCACCAGCGCGGCGCCCCCGCCCUACAGCGAGAGGCCGACCCACUCGGGCGCGGGCGCGCACCAGGAGGGCGGGUCGAUCGAGGUGAUGCAGCCGGUGUACGCCUGGACGGCGGUGGUGCGCGGCGCCGUGCUGCGCGGGUUGGAGGGCAACAUGGUCAUCUCGCGCAAGUCGCGCAUGCACUACGGCACCUCGUACGCCACCGUGUACGACGAGGGCAAGCACUCCGUCAGUGAGCGGUACUGGUCACCACUGUGGGAGAGGUGGAUGGUGUCUGAUCGGAUGCAGUGGCACAUUGCCAAGGGCGAAUCCCUAUCACCCUCGUCACCGAUCGCCUUCCACUAUACCCGCAACUUCCGACCGGGUCAGUCCCUCGUCGUGACGGACGACCUGAUCGCCUGCGAAGCGGACGAACCCCCGGCGGCGUACACGCGGGACCUGAUGCACGUCUGCACGCUGACGACGGACCUGAACGCCGUGCCCCGGAGCCUGUUCACCCGCUUGACGACGACGCGAGGGGUCGAGUUUGACAACCUGGACUUUACGCUCGAGAUGAUUGUCGACAGUGCCGGGCUGGGAUUCGAGCUCAAGGUUGACGGGGUGCGGUAUGGGAGGGUUGAGGCUGAAUUUCACUAG